AUGGCUACCUUCCAAGGCUACCAGAGAAAUAUCGAGAGGAAUGUCGACAACACACCUGUGCUCGACACGGCAAACAACGAACAGAUCCACGCUACGUAUAAUAACGUUAGCCUGAAAUUCAACAACGAAGAUCACGGCAAUGGAACGAUAUACAUAACGACUUCCAGGCUUGUCUGGAUGGCCAGCGAUACUUCGAAGGUUUCCUAUGCCUUCCCCUACCUGGGAAUGGUGCUCCACGCCGUUUCAAAGGACAAGGCACUCUGCGAAACGCCAUGUGUAUUCAUACAACUUCAAGGAGACUCCGCUGACGAUGAGGAGGGUGAAAUACCGGUAGUCAUCCUAGCACCGGCCCAGGCGGAACAGGUGGAAAACAUCUUCGAGGGCAUUUCGCACAUGAAUUCACUCAUCGAGCCACUGAUUUCGCAAUCAGAAGAUGAAUCGGAUGGCGAGGAUGCCUUCGAUGAAGAGGAUGAUGAAGAUGACGGUGCGAUAGAGGUGGACGAGCAAACGCAAGAAGACCGGGUCGAAUAA
This is a messenger RNA of Babesia ovata, 531 nucleotides long. Its product is annotated as Nucleotide-sensitive chloride conductance regulator ICln, putative. NCBI's taxonomy places the organism in Eukaryota, Apicomplexa, Aconoidasida, Piroplasmida, Babesiidae. The record is from RefSeq and is a predicted model, not a curated record. The transcript has 3 exons. Gene Ontology annotation, cellular component: spliceosomal complex; cytosol. Gene Ontology annotation, biological process: mRNA cis splicing, via spliceosome. Bases 1 to 531 code for a protein of 176 amino acids.